Andrographis paniculata is the source of this 2394-nucleotide messenger RNA. Its product is annotated as subtilisin-like protease SBT3.6. NCBI's taxonomy places the organism in Eukaryota, Viridiplantae, Streptophyta, Magnoliopsida, Lamiales, Acanthaceae. The transcript has 11 exons. Gene Ontology annotation, biological process: proteolysis. Gene Ontology annotation, molecular function: serine-type endopeptidase activity. The record is from RefSeq and is a predicted model, not a curated record. Bases 21 to 2324 code for a protein of 767 amino acids.
UGUGCACUCACUCACUCGCUAUGGCUUUAUAUCUAUUGCUUGUGCUUCUUCUUUGCUGUUCUAAUCCUGCCAUUCUUGCGGUUUCUACCAACGUUCACAUAGUGUAUAUGGGAGAAAAGGCAAAGGAUGAUGAGCCUCAACUGCUUCUCAAUUCUCACCAUAUGCUUCUCUCUUCAAUCCUUGGAAGCAAAGAAGCAGCAGAGGAAUCAAUUGUGUACAGCUACAAGCAUGGAUUCUCAGGAUUUGCUGCUAUCUUAACUUCUUCCCAGGCCCAAAUUAUUGCAGAUAUGGCUGGGGUUGUUGCUGUAAUUCCAAACAGAAUAUACCAACUACACACAACAAGAAGUUGGGAUUUUUUGCAAGUGAAUCCUCACUUGAGCCAUGGGAUUCUUCUAAAAGCUCGGUCUGGAACUGAUUCCGUUAUUGGCAUUCUCGACUCAGGAAUAUGGCCUGAAUCGGCGAGUUUUAGAGAUGACGGGAUGAAACAAGUUCCCGCGCAUUGGAAGGGAACUUGCCAAAAGGGACAAGAGUUCGAUCCUUCUCAUUGCAAUAGGAAAAUUAUCGGUGCACGUUGGUAUAUAAAAGGGUACGAGGCGGAGUUCGGGGAGCUUAAAAACGAAGACGGUAUGGAGUUCCUAUCGCCACGAGAUGCCGAAGGUCACGGCACUCAUACGUCUUCUAUUGCCGCCGGCAUUGACGUAGAAAACGCGAGCUUUUUAGGACAAGGCCGAGGAACCGCCAGAGGAGGUGCGCCGUCCGCGAGGUUAGCCGUGUACAAGGUUUGCUGGGCGACCGGUGGUUGCAGCUCCGCAGACAUUCUGGCAGCAUUCGACGACGCCAUCCAUGAUGGAGUCGACGUAAUAUCCAUGUCUCUUGGCUCCACGCCUCCUCUCGCAACAUUCGUCGAUGAUGCCGUUUCCAUUGGCUCGUUCCAUGCGACAGGAAACGGAAUUCUGGUUGUGUGCUCGGGUGGAAAUAGCGGUCCGUUUCCGGAGACCGUCGGGAAUACCGCCCCUUGGGUGAUCACGGUCGCCGCCAGCACUAUAGAUCGUUAUUUCCCCGUUACGAUGACCUUAGGAAACAAUCAAACGGUUUCGGGUCAAUCGCUAUACAUGGUGACAUAUCUUAAUGAAUUCUACCCAAUAGUGUACGGUGAAGACAUAACAAGGGAUGAUGCCGAUGGGGUCGAUGCAAGAAGUUGUACUUCAGGAUCAUUGAACGCUACGUUAGCCAAGGGGAAGGUCCUUCUUUGCUUCGAAACACGGACACAAAGAUCCGCCGCCGCAGCCGCAAGGGCGGUGAAUGAAGUUGACGGCGUCGGCCUUGUGUUUGCCAAGUACCCGACUAAGGAAGUUAACUUGUGCUUGGACGUCCCGUGCGCCCAAGUGGACUUAACUAUCGGGACAUCGUUGCUUUCUUACAUUGCGACGACGAGCGACCCCGUUAUAAGAUUUAAUGUUCCAAAAACGGAAGUCGGGCAUCAAAUUGCCCCAAAUGUGGCACUCUUUUCGUCAAGAGGACCGAACUCACUCUCUCCUACGGUGCUAAAGCCGGAUAUCGCUGCUCCCGGCGUUAACAUUCUUGCCUCAUGGUCGAGCGCUUUAGCCGCACAACCCUCUGGGGGCUUCAAGGAGGGAAACGAUUACCCGUUUAAAUUCAAAUUUGCUUCGGGUACCUCGAUGGCUUGCCCUCAUGUCUCGGCCGUUGCGAGCCUCUUGAGGACUAUUCAUCCCCAAUGGAGCCCCGCCGCGAUUAAAUCUGCUAUAAUCACAACCGCUUCUUCCACCGAUGAAUAUGGUUAUGCUACAUUAGCGGAAGCAUCUCCGCACAAGAAAGCCGAUCCUUUCGACUACGGCGGAGGUCAUAUCGAUCCCAAUAGGGCUAUCGACCCUGGUUUGAUCUAUGACUUGGGUUCGAAAGAUCAUGCUCAAUUCUUAUGUGCAUCGGGCUAUAACGCGACCGCGAUUGGUUCACUCACCAAGGCUAACGAGCCAUGCUCAAAAAUUAAAAAUUUUCUUACUAAUUAUAAUCUUCCAGCGAUCGUUGUACCAAAAUUACAUAGAAGUUUUAUUGUGUCCCGACUCGUAACAAAUGUUGGCCCAGAUUUCUCGAUCUACACGGCGAGGAUCGAAGCUCCGGCUGGCGUGGACGUCGUAGUCGAACCUUCGGUCUUGGUUUUUACAGUUGGGGUGAAAAAGCUUAGGUUUAAAGUAAAACUUUGCUCGAAGAUAAGAGCUAUGGGGAGCUAUUCUUUUGGUAGUCUGAUUUGGGAAGACGGAUUUCACGUUGUAAAAAUUCCUUUGGCGGUUAAUUUCGUUGUUUGAGAUUAAAAUUAUCUUGUUUUUAUUUAGGCAUGUUUACGAUUAACAAGAUGUAUGUUCUUUUUGUGCUUUG